Molecule: messenger RNA, 1519 nt
Organism: Arachis ipaensis
Lineage: Eukaryota; Viridiplantae; Streptophyta; Magnoliopsida; Fabales; Fabaceae
Source: RefSeq, a predicted model, not a curated record
UGUUCCUUCCUCUCCUCACUCCCUCUUUUUCUGUGUCUUUCUGACUUACCCACACAACCACAGAGAGACUUCCAAGUUACAACUCUUGGAAGCUAUGGAGAUUGCUGCUACCGCAGCUUCCACCUUCUCCCUCAACAGACCGACACUCCCCUUUCCAUCUUCUUCUAGAAUCCGUCCCCCCAUCAGAGCCCUCAACUCCUCUUCCUCCUCCGCCUCUUCCCCCGCAGCCCUCAGAGCCUCUCUCUCUACCAAUUUUGUUGCCCCUUUCGCCACCUCCGCCAGCAGCGCCUCCAGCCCCUUCGCCGGCCACAAGCUACGCCCUUCUUCUCUCAAUCCGGCGUCGUUUCGUGGCAUCAAGGGUAAACGAGGCGUCGUUACUAUGGUUAUUCCUUUCUCUAGAGGAAGUGCAUGGGAGCAACCUCCACCAGAUUUAGCUUCCUACUUAUACAAAAAUCGAAUUGUUUAUUUGGGCAUGUCUCUUGUUCCAUCCGUUACAGAGUUAAUACUAGCUGAAUUUCUUUACCUUCAGUAUGAAGAUGAGCAAAAGCCUAUUUACCUAUACAUAAACUCCACUGGGACAACUAAGGGAGGUGAGAAGUUGGGUUAUGAGACCGAAGCAUUUGCAAUUUAUGAUGUGAUGAGGUAUGUCAAGCCUCCUAUAUUUACCCUUUGUGUUGGUAAUGCUUGGGGAGAAGCAGCUUUGCUUUUGGCUUCUGGUGCAAAGGGAAACCGUUCUGCUUUGCCAUCAUCAACAAUAAUGAUAAGACAGCCAAUAGCAAGGUUUCAAGGACAAGCAACGGAUGUUAACCUUGCAAGAAAAGAAGUCAAUAAUGUGAAGACAGAAUUGGUUAAAUUAUAUGCAAAGCAUAUUGAAAAAACACCUGAGCAGAUUGAAGCUGAUAUUCAGCGCCCAAAGUAUUUUAGUCCAAGUGAAGCUGUUGAAUAUGGUAUCAUAGAUAAGGUAUUUGCUGUCUCAAAGUUACUUUUGGUGCUCACAUCUUUCACCGAGGAUCAUGGAGUUGUUUCUGACCUCAAAAAGGCACAGCUUAUUUAGCUGUUCGAGAGGUUGAAUCGCUAGUUGUUAAAGAGUUUUUCAGACAAUGGAGACUGGGAAAUGCGAGUCAGCUCAAAUGGAAGACGUAGAAGACCAGAAGCCGUGAUCUGAAACCAUGCCAUGCCAAACCCUUGUCCAAGCAAGAAGCAACUAGUAGAAAUCAAAAUCUAGGUGUUAAUACCGUUAAAUUAUUUUUGCCUCCCCCCAACAAGAGGCAUUGAUGUCUAUUUCUGUCUACAUUGUAAUAUGUUGUGCGUGAUUGUAUUCCCGUUAAUUUUAUUCUAAAUUUUAUAAAGUUUUGCUGCCAAAACUAGAAUUAAUGAAAGUUGGAAUAAGCUAGUGUUUGGAUCAGCUUAUUUUCAGCCCAAAAAUUAUGUAAAUGUACUCGUUAUUAGAUAGUUCAUUUAAUGCUUGGUUGCUAAACAUAUAAUUUAAUAAUAAAAAACGCUAUUUGGUAGACACUUA